AAGCCAAUCUCUAUAAAUAGAAAGCAAAAGGGAAGUGCUAGAAGACGCAGAAACCAAAAAGCAACAAAAAAAUGGAUUUCAGAAGAAUAUCGUUGGUGUUGUAUAUUCUCUUCAUCUUUCAUCUUCAGGACAACUUGCUUUUCGUGAGUUCACGACCUCCCUCAGUUGAUACGAACCACGAGACUCUUCCUCUUAAUCCCUCAGUGACGGAUGAUGUUGUUGGGUUUGAAGGAAAGACUCGUGAGCUAGCUGUCGUUAUCAAAAAAUCAUUUGGUGGAGGAGGACGUGGCGGCGGCAGUGGCAGCAGGGGAAUAGGAGGCGGAGCUCGAAGCCGAUCACGUGGCGGGGCAGGUGUGAUUUAUCCGGCAGGAUCGCAUUCUCAUCGUUCAAGCGGUAGCAUGAACCUUCGAGGGCCAGUGUGUGCAGUCGGCUGGUUGUGUUUCUCGGUGUUAUCCGGUUUAUUCUUGAUUUAGUCUGAACUUGAUAUAUGUACGUAGUUCUAGAUGGCACUAUGGCGUAUGUAAAGUGUGGAUCGUAUUCAAUUAGAAGAAUUGUUUUCACCAGUUGCUUACGCCACAAGAACAAUAUUUAUUGAAAUUCGUAAAAGCAAAAGUUAAGUCCA
This is a messenger RNA of Raphanus sativus (radish), 622 nucleotides long. RefSeq lists its product as uncharacterized. The record is from RefSeq and is a predicted model, not a curated record. The coding region runs from base 72 to 473 and encodes 133 amino acids. NCBI's taxonomy places the organism in Eukaryota, Viridiplantae, Streptophyta, Magnoliopsida, Brassicales, Brassicaceae. The transcript has a single exon.